This is a messenger RNA of Miscanthus lutarioriparius, 768 nucleotides long. Lineage: Eukaryota; Viridiplantae; Streptophyta; Magnoliopsida; Poales; Poaceae. The record is from the annotation of a GenBank genome assembly.
AUGGCGUCCUACUGCUCUGAGCUGCAGUUCCUGGGGAACCCGGUCACCAACCACGUCCAGAGCGCGGAGCAGCACAACCAGGACGUGAACUCGCUCGGACUCAUCUCCUCCAGGAAGACCGCUGAGGCCAUCGAGAUCCUGAAGCUCAUGUCCUCGACGUUCCUGAUCGCCCUGUGCCAGGCGGUCGACCUGCGGCACAUCGAGGAGAACGUGAAGAGCGCCGUCAAGAGCUGCGUGAUGACGGUGGCGAAGAAGACUCUGAGCACCAACUCCACCGGCGGUCUCCACGUCGCGCGCUUCUGCGAGAAGUACCUGCUCCAGGAGAUCGAGCGCGAGGCGGUGUUCGCGUAUGCCGACGACCCCUGCAGCGCUAACUACCCGCUGAUGAAGAAGCUUCGCAACGUGCUCGUGGAGCGCGCCCUCGCCAACGGCGCUGCCGAGUUCGACGCCGAGACAUCCGUGUUCGCCAAGGUCGCCCAGUUCGAGGAGGAGCUGCGCGCGGCGCUGCCCAAGGCGGUGGAGGCUGCACGGGCGGCUGUCGAGAACGGCACGGCAGCGGUACCAAACAGAAUCACCGAGUGCCGCUCCUACCCGCUCUACCGCUUCGUGCGCGAGGAGGUCGGAGCCGUGUACCUCACAGGCGAGAAGACGCGCUCUCCCGGCGAGGAGCUCAACAAGGUGCUCGUUGCCAUCAACCAGGGCAAGCACAUCGACCCGUUGCUCGAGUGCCUCAAGGAGUGGAACGGCGAGCCCCUGCCCAUCUGCUGA